Molecule: messenger RNA, 1299 nt
Organism: Auanema sp. JU1783
Lineage: Eukaryota; Metazoa; Nematoda; Chromadorea; Rhabditida; Rhabditidae
Source: the annotation of a GenBank genome assembly
AUGACGGUCCUGAAAGUUAAAUUUGGAAAUGACAUCAGAAAAACUUCUGUACAUGGAGAAUUGACUUUCAAUGAUUUAGUUUUAAUGAUCCUUAGAAUUUUCAAUAUCAAGAAUGAGUCUGAGCUUAGUUUGAAGUACAAAGACAGUGAAGGUGAUCUCAUUACUCUUACCGAUGAUUCUGAUCUUAUCCUAGCUCUCAAUGAGCCAUCUUUGACAGUAGAAGUUUCAUUCGGUACUUCCGAUCAAAUCAUCCAAGAUUUGAACCGUCAUAUCGCUAGUCUUCAGGAAGGCAUUCAAUCUUUAGCUAGAAGCAUUGCUUCAGUUGAACUCCCUGCUAGAAGCUCUUCCCAUGCACCAAGUCAGCAAGCAGCUCCAGCUCAUAUUCCUCCUUCUCCAGUUCCCUCAGAGAAGCCAGAGAUCCCAGCUACCAUCCAACCUUCAUUACAAGAGCAGGCUGAUGGACAUCACACUCGUGAGUUGUCAGCUCCAUUAGAGGAAGACAUCCCACUCGAAGCUGGAGCUCACGAUGGGUUCUCUCAAAACUUUGUACCCGACCCAAUGCAAAAUCUCCCACCAACUUCCAUUCCAUCUUUCCCCCAAGCUAGCGUAGCUCCUCCACCAUCUCAAUUCGAUCAAAGGGGUCCUCAUACUCCUCAUUCAUCGGGCAACGUUCCUCCACAACAGUUUGACGCUCCACCAACUCACAACGUUUUCAAUCCUCAUCAACCUCAACAACAGCCACCUUCAUUCGCACCUCCUACUUCCUUCGCUCCUCCACCAUCAGUAGGAAUUCCUCCACAACCUCAAGGCCAGCAACAACUCGGUGGAUUCCCUCCUGCCCCAGGAAACUUUGGACCACCACAAGGUCCUCCUCAAAACCAACAAGCUCCACCACAAGGACAGUUCCCACCCCAACACCUUGGUCAACAGUUCCAGGGUCCUCCAUCUGAGCCAGCCCCACCAAGUUUGAACAACUACAAUGGACCACCAAGCGGUUUCGCUCCACCUCAACAACAUGGUGUUCCUCCCCAUGGAAUGCCUCAACAAGGACCACCCAGUCAAGGACCACCACAAGUUCACCAUCACCAAGGAGUUCCACCUCCUCAUCUCGGAGGACCACCAAUGGGAGGAGCCCCUCUCUCCGGACCACAAGGACCCCAAAUGGGAGCCCCACCUAUGGGCGGACCUCCAAUGGGAGGACCACCAAUGGGAGGACCACCAGGAGGUGCCCCAGGAGCACCAGGAAUUAAUCCAUUCGCAAGAGGACAAGCUUUCCGACAAUCUCCUUAUCACCAAUAA